Molecule: messenger RNA, 1872 nt
Organism: Chlamydomonas reinhardtii
Lineage: Eukaryota; Viridiplantae; Chlorophyta; Chlorophyceae; Chlamydomonadales; Chlamydomonadaceae
Exons: 7
Coding region: 108-896 (262 amino acids)
Biological process (GO): pyrimidine nucleotide-sugar transmembrane transport
Cellular component (GO): Golgi membrane
Molecular function (GO): pyrimidine nucleotide-sugar transmembrane transporter activity
Source: RefSeq, a predicted model, not a curated record
CCUUAUGCCGCCAAACAUGCGGGCACACACAUCCACAAACACAAUCAUACAGGCUGCUUGUAGUGCCCGCGGCGCUGUACGCGGUCAACAACUCGCUCAAGUUCUCCAUGCAGCUGUUCUUCCGGCCCACCACCACCAAGAUGCUGGGCAACCUCAAGAUCUUCACCAUCGCGCUGCUGAUGAAGCUGAUCAUGCGGCGCCAGUUCAACGUCAUCCAGUGGGAGGCGCUGUUCCUGCUGGUGGCGGGCAUCACCAUCAACCAGCUGCAGUCGUGCGGCUCGGGGCCCAACCCCGACGAGGCAAACAUUCCGCUCAUCCCGGCCGUGCUGUGCACGCUGGGCACGGUGACGGUGCCGGCGGCCGCCAGCGUGUACAACGAGUUCGCGCUGAAGAAGCACAUGGACACGUCAGUGCACCUGCAGAACUUCUUCCUGUACUUUUACGGCGCCGUGUUCAACCUGCUGUUCCUGGCCGUCACGGCGCUGCGGGAGAAGCAGAACCUGAGCCAGAUGUUCCAGGGCCUGUCGCUCAUCACCUACCUGCUCAUCGCAAACAACGCGGCGCAGGGCGUGCUGUCCAGCUUCUUCUACAAGUUCGCGGACACCAUCCUCAAAAAGUACUCUAGCACCAUCGCCACCAUCUGGACAGCGCUGCUGUCGUUCGUGCUGUUCGGGCACGCGCUCACAGUCAACUUCUUCCUGGGUGUGUCAAUCGUCUUCGUGUCCAUGCACCAGUUCUUCACGUUUGGCGACAAGUCCAAGCCCGGCGAGCCGCCGCGGCCCAAGAUUGUGUACUCGCCAUCGCUGGAGCACAUAGCGCUGGCGGCCGCCGGUGGGACCAACCUGCCGGGCGCGGAUACCACCGCGGAGAUGCGGCGGCCGCUGCUGCCGCGGUGAUGACGGCAGGGGGGGGGGUCAAAGGGUGCGUUCCAGGAAGCAGGGGGUUAAAUGGUAUAGAUAGGCCUCGGCGUGGCUUGACGUGGUGUGGCACCGCAGGGGUGCGAAAGCACGCAGGACUGGCGGGGGUGCAAACAUGGCGGGAGUGCAAAAGCGCGCCAGAAUACCGGUAGCAGCGGCGUGGGCAGGCAGCGACGCCGCGCCCGCCACGGCGGCACGGAAGUAGCUAGUUACGGGCCUGGUGGCGAAACGGUUAGACUGCGGCAGUGAUGAUGACAGCCAUGAUGGUGCGUGACCCAGUCGCGCGCGGGCGCCGCAACAGGCGGCAGCGUGUAGCAAGAGUAAGCUGUGGUAGGAUUUGUAUAUACGGUAGAUAUAUCGACGGGACAGCCAGAGACAUCGUACGACAGUGGCGGCUUUGGAACUGCAAGUGAUAUUUGUGGGUUAGGCCAGGGUUGUUCGGACCCGGUGACACGACAGGCUAGCGGUCUUUCGGUUCAGAGCAAGAGGGGGGUUGGCUAUUCAUGGCCCUAUGGGGCAGCAUUUAGGGAGGUGUGCAGUACACGGCGGACUGCUAUGGGGUGCAUACCGUAUUGGUGUGCAAUGCAUGGGGACAAUGCGGUCAUGCGGUACUUCUGAAUAGUUUCAGCACGUACCAUAACAAUAGAGCAGAUACUGGAAGGCCAUAGGAGCCAUUUGAACGCUGCGCUGUGUCCUCUACUCCUCUCCUGGUCGCCGCGUUCUCUUCUCUUGGAAGGCUGUGGGCAGAACUCCCGAGUGCGAGUGCGCGACGCCACGUUGGCCACACCGGGUACAGGGGCCUGCUGUUAACAGGGUAGCUGCUGGUCAAAAGGCAUCUCAAGGUGUCAUCCAAGCUCCUUCUCUAGGAGUCAUCGUUUGAAAUGCUGCCCCUGAACCCAUUCGUUGCGCCUGCUGCCGGGUCUGCGGUCUGCUGCUGCUGUAACGCCGGCGACUG